Molecule: messenger RNA, 1235 nt
Organism: Stereum hirsutum FP-91666 SS1
Lineage: Eukaryota; Fungi; Basidiomycota; Agaricomycetes; Russulales; Stereaceae
Exons: 4
Coding region: 282-1130 (282 amino acids)
Source: RefSeq, a predicted model, not a curated record
UAGGAUGACCCUUUGAGUCAAUGCUACUUCCAGAAUGGGACCUCCGUGCGCGAUCCUAGCCCGAUCCUCCUCUUCUGACACGGACACAUCUUGAUUCCGUGGAUCGCUCGUCGCGUCGACGCGUCAAUGGUGUCACUGACGAUGUCAUCAACUUCAAGCCGCUCUGCUAUAUAAACUUUUCCUCGACUCGGACUGGGUCUUUCAAUCGCAAACGAUUCCCCCAUCGUUCGGUCACUUUGUCGAGUCAAUCAUAACAUAUAAUCCCCAAUCGUGAAGUCAACAUGGGAAAUAAUCUCUCUCUUGGUCAGGCUCGUGCGAUAAACACCGCGUCGUUCGCCGUCAACUUUGCGACGCAGGUGUAUGGGAUGGUCACUGAGCCGGACAUGAAGCAGGUCGCUGAUGCUAAUCACUUCGCCUUUUCGCCUAACCCCUAUUUCAUAGCCGGCGUCUUUUCACUUCAGUCAUUGGGGCAAGCCUUAUGGUUGAGAGAUCUAUGGAAAAUGCCUCCUCCGACCGUAGACGAGGAUGCAGAGUUAGCAGAGGUUAGGGAAGCGUCACUUGCGUACUCGCCCAUUUUUGCGCUCGGGAACCUUUGCAUCGCGGGAUGGCUAGCAUUCUGGCUCAAAUCCUCUUUUGGUGCCUCCCAAGCCCUCGUCACCAUCAACAGCUUCUCCCAAAUUUACGCAAUCUACGCUAUCCCUCACUUCCGCGGCCUUCCGCUCACUUCCUCUUCCUCCAACGCCAACACCAAGUCGUACGUGACCCGCACAUCGUGGCUGUUGCAUUUCGUUGCGAAGACAUUCGCGGGAGUCGGAGUUUUAGAUUUCGUGGAUAACGGUGGCGUAUGGAUGAGGAGCUCGAACCCGAGUGGGCUCGUCAGGGCGUUGACGGGUGUUGGUUUUACUGCUCUCGGCCUCACUUCUGACCCCAUCUUCGGCGCCACGCUCAUAUAUGAUCUCAUUGCGCUCUAUGUCGGCCAAUCUGGCGAGUGGAGGACUCAGCUUGGAUGGAUCGCGGGAGCGACAACCGUUGCUGUGGGUAUCAAAUCUGUCUCGUUGUUGGCGGGUUCUGGGAGGAGCCCAUCAGUCACCGGUGGGAAGCGAGGAUCGAAAUAUGGAGGACCGAAGUGAGGUAGGUAGACUGCACAGAAGGUGUAAAGGACAGUCGUGAAGUAGACUGCAUUAUAUGAUAUUUCUGUGAAGUUCCCCAUCUUGAUGUAUAACAGUGUCUGAAUU